AUGAGCAUUCAAAAUGUGGUAGACUAUCCAAGCGAGAAGUGCAACCCUUUGACUAUGUCCUUGCAGUUACAGUCAACGGAAAAUGUCUUGAAAAGAAGUUAUCACUUCCAACAGCUAGACCAACAGCACCAACAAUUUCAACCAUUUGCACAAAAACGUAGAAAAUUAAAUGAAUGUAGUUUUCAGUUACAAAGUAUCUCGCCGCAGCAAUCGAUCCAACAACAGAGCAAACAUGUCAUAGACAUGCAAAAAAAGCUACGGCCUCAGAGUUCUGCUAUCUCGCUUCCCACCUGUCACGCUCCUUCAUAUUUCGGGCGUAGGUCUUGUAGGAAUUCUAAAACUUUGCAAAGUAACUCUUUACGAAGUUCAAAAUUCUCUUCGAACCCUGCUCAGUCUGGAAUUCCGAAUAAGGCUUUACAAUUGGCAUGUUCUGCUGCUACAAUUCCUUUUUUAGUCAAGUCUUCUGAGUUCUAUUUGACUUCUCAACAUAAAACUGUCAAUGAUUUUUCGGAAUGCGUCGACAAGGUAUCUGAUCAUGAUUCGCACAUGUCAACCACUGACUUUAACAAUGCUUCCAUGGUUCCUGCCAAUACGGCCAAUACCGUUCAUGAUUAUUCAACGGUUACCAAUCAUCCUGAUGCUCCAGAAAACGUUAAUCAAGAAUUUUCUAUUCUCAAUAUAAUUCCAUCUUUGAUAAGUGAAAAACAUAGAAAGGCUGCUUUUGUUGAAAAUCUAGUCGACACUGCUGGCCUUAUUAUGGAGGUAAUUUGGGCAAAUUUUGCCAUUAGCCCAAAUGCGAAAAUUAUUACUUUACGUGUGUUUCUUCAGGAAACUUUGCGACGUUCUCGCACCUCUUAUUCAACACUCCAAACGGCGUUAUUCUAUUUGUUUAGAAUUAAACAUAAAAUUGCUUCCUUAUCUCAACGCUCCGAACUGCCUCCUACACCAACUUCCGAACAUCCUCCUGAUGUGAUCCAAAAUUCAUGUCAAAAUAAUGAUCCUGCAACCUGUGGUCGGCGCAUGUUUUUAGCUGCUCUGAUUGUUGCAUCAAAGUAUCUUCAAGAUCGCAAUUAUUCCAAUCGUGCUUGGUCUAAAAUAUCUGGUCUUUCCAUUGAGGAGAUUAACGCAAACGAAGUUUGCUUUCUCAAACUUAUUGAUUACAACCUUUUUAUAGCUGAGGACAUUUUUAAACGCUGGAGUACUCUUUUGCUAACGCAUAUUCAAGCUAUAUCAGGACCAGAUAUAUCAAAUCCGGAGGCAUUUAGGAAUGCUGAAAAUCAGAGUGAAGUUACUAGAUUUCGUGAAACUUUAAGAUUAAUGGACCCAAAGACCAUGGAAUGUAAACGUCCCCUCAGAUUUGGAAUUUAUCCUAUCACUCCUGCAGUGAGUGCUCCAGGAUCACCACGCGAAUAA
Messenger RNA from Cetraspora pellucida, 1413 nucleotides. Lineage: Eukaryota; Fungi; Glomeromycota; Glomeromycetes; Diversisporales; Gigasporaceae. The record is from the annotation of a GenBank genome assembly.